AUGCCUGCGAUAGUGCUCCCGGCAGACGUCGUCGCAUUGGCAAUGGACACGGUCACCAGGGCGGGUGGCGCAUAUCCACCAGACGCCACCCAGACUGUAGGGCGUGCACAGCUCCUCAAAGUGCUGCCUCGAUGGUAUCGAUAUCAUAUUCGCAGUCAUGCAGAAGUGCCACCCGCUUUUGUUCGGACAUUCUCGCCUUUGUCGGCACACCACAGCUCAGAUCGCCUCAUCGGCGUCAGCUACGCCCCCGGCACAAUCUUGGCUGAGUUUCGCCACCCUGAACAUCUCAACUUUCCGACCGCAGCCUCCCGUACCAGUCAUCCGCGUCUCAACGGACGCUCAGCCGAUCGCAUACCGCCGCCACCACCGUCUACUGCGUCUGCCACAUCGACGCCACCCGAACGACCACUCUAUUCUGCUGCGAUGCGUGACUCGUCUUGUCUCGCUGGAAUCCAGGCUCGCUGCCACAAGCUCAAGCGACUUGUGCAGAACCCCAACUCGUUCUUCAUGGACGUCAAGUGCCCCGGCUGCUUCGCCAUCACCACCGUCUUCUCGCACGCCCAGACCGUCGUUGUCUGCGGCUCGUGCGCCCAGGUGCUCUCGCAGCCCACCGGUGGUAAGGCCCGCUUGACCGAGGGCUGCUCUUUCCGCAAGAAGGCGUAA
Molecule: messenger RNA, 663 nt
Organism: Moesziomyces antarcticus
Lineage: Eukaryota; Fungi; Basidiomycota; Ustilaginomycetes; Ustilaginales; Ustilaginaceae
Product: 40S ribosomal protein S27
Exons: 3
Coding region: 1-663 (220 amino acids)
Biological process (GO): ribosomal small subunit assembly; translation
Cellular component (GO): ribosome; cytosolic small ribosomal subunit
Molecular function (GO): structural constituent of ribosome; RNA binding
Source: RefSeq, a predicted model, not a curated record